This is a messenger RNA of Darwinula stevensoni, 1007 nucleotides long. The record is from the annotation of a GenBank genome assembly. Lineage: Eukaryota; Metazoa; Arthropoda; Ostracoda; Podocopida; Darwinulidae.
GCCCAGGGGGGUCUAGACAAACGGAAGGAAAGGGGAAAGUCAAUCCUCUCAGCCGCCAGAGAUGAGAUGAUCGACAAGAUGUCUAUCAAAAUCUAAAACAUGGCUAUAUAUGGAGAAGUUGGGUGGGUUAGGAAUCAGAUCAUUAAGUGGUCAGUGCUUGGACGGUGUGAGAGUUCGUGAAGAGCGAAAAGGGCAAGAAUCUUAUUGUUCUUGAGGGCUACCUGCUCAUACAGAACAAUAUCAGCAAGGACAGACGAAGAACAUAUUGGGAGUGCCUCUAUAGAAGAUACAAAGGAAACUGCAAUUUCAGAGCUACAACUGAAGGAAAGCAGGUUGUCAGCAGGCAAGGGCAACAUCAUCAUGCUCCAGAACCUGGAAAAUUACAAGUCUGCAAGGCGAUCACAAACAUCAUGAAUGAUGCAAAGACCAUGCAACAGAAGACAGUAUGCUUUCAUAUUACUUAUCAGGAUCUGUUUAUUGGAGGGAUUGCGUAUGAAACUUUAACUGAUUUCGAGAAGGCUGCUCAGAAUGCCCUGGUUUCCAGCGUAUGGAGAAAGAUUCAAGAUUCUUGUCUGAAGCCACGUUAUGAAAAUGAUCCUGAAUUUCGCCUGCAAAUGAAGUCCCUUCCUGCACUCAGCUUUGUGCCACCAGCAAAGGUGGAAGAUGCAUUCAACGACCUUGUAGCCACCAUGCCAAACACAGCACUGCCUGUACUGAGCUACUUUGAAGAUAAUUAUAUCAGACGGGUGAUGAGAGGUAGCCAUCAGAUACCACCUCUGUUCGAACCAGGUCUCUGGAACAACUACAAUCGUGUCCUGCAGGACCUUCCACGUACAACAAAUGCCGUGGAAGGCUUCCAUUCCAGUUUCCUAAAAAACUGUGACGGACUACACCUGAAUUUCUUCACCUAUCUUAGGAGACUACAGCAAGAGAACAAUAAGCACGAAGUGAGCAUCAUCCAGCGAAUCGCUGGUGCUCCCCCUCCUCCAAGGAAGAAGUACCUGGAC